CCCGUCUGAGCGGAAGCAUCGGUGAAGCAGCGGAGCUCUAGCCGCAGCAGUAGCGCUCAGGAUCGGCUACACACCGGGCUGACAUGCCGCGGGGAUGAUGGCUGCCUUCGGCGUUCUGAGCUACGAACACAGGCCUCUUAAACGGCCAAGACUCGGUCCUCCGGACGUUUAUCCACAGGACCCGAAGCAAAAAGAGGAUGAGUUAACCGCAUUGAACGUCAAGCAAGGAUUUAACAACCAGCCAGCUGUUUCAGGCGAUGAACAUGGCAGCGCUAAAAAUGUCAAUUUCAACUCUUCAAAGAUCAGCUCAAACUUCAGCAGCAUCAUUGCAGAGAAGUUACGCUGCAACACUUUUCCAGACACAGGGAAGAGGAAGCCGCAGGUCAACCAGAAGGAUAAUUUCUGGCUCGUCACAGCGAGGUCACAGAGCUCCAUCAAUAACUGGUUUACAGACUUGGCCGGGACCAAACCCCUAACUCAGCUCGCUAAAAAGGUUCCCAUCUUCAGCAAGAAAGAGGAAGUGUUUGGCUACCUUGCCAAGUACUCUGUGCCAGUGAUGCGAUCUGCUUGGAUGAUUAAAAUGACAUGUGCGUAUCACGCUGCCAUAACUGAAAACAAGAUGAAGAAGAGGCACGUCAUCGACCCCUGUAUAGAAUGGACUCAGAUAAUUACUAAAUACCUGUGGGAACAGCUGCAGAAGGUGGCGGAGUUUUACAGACAGUCUCCCAGCCAAGGCUGCGGGUCUCCUCUGCCUGCUCCUCCUGCCGAGGUGGAAACUGCCAUGAAACAGUGGGAGUACAACGAGAAACUGGCCAUGUUCAUGUUCCAGGAUGGUAUGUUAGACAGACACGAGUUCCUCACCUGGGUGCUGGAGUGCUUUGAGAAGAUUAGACCUGGAGAGGAUGAGCUUCUACGUUUGCUUCUGCCACUUCUGUUACAGUACUCUGGGGAGUUUGUGCAGUCAGCAUAUUUAUCUAGACGCUUGGCGUAUUUCUGCACACGCCGGCUCAAUUUGCUGCUGAGCGAUGGCAGUAUCGGGCCUGGUCCAGGUGGGCAUCAGGCCCAUGGCAUUUCUGCGCAGCAGGGGAACGCUCUACCCCCAACACCCACAUCUCAACCUGCAGGGGGCAACCAGCCACAGACCCCCUUCACGGACUUCUACAUCUGCCCUCAGCAUAGGCCAGUGGUGUUUGGACUAAGCUGCAUGCUACAGAGUAUUGUGUUGUGUUGCCCCAGCGCUCUGGUCUGGCACUACUCUCUGACAGAUAGUCGUAAUAAGACUGGCUCUCCAUUAGACCUCUUGCCAAUCGCCCCCUCUAAUCUCCCUAUGCCAGGGGGCAACAGCACCUUUAACCAACAGGUUCGGGCAAAGGUCCGGGAGAUUGAAGAGCAGAUUAAAGAGAGAGGGCAGGCCGUGGAAUUUCGCUGGUCCUUUGACAAGUGUCAGGAGACAACAGCAGGUUUCACCAUUAGCCGGGUUUUGCAUACAUUGGAGGUUUUGGAUAACCACAGCUUUGAGAAGUCUGACUUCAGCAACUCUUUGGAUUCUCUAUACAAUCGGAUCUUUGGCUCAGGACAAAGCAAAGAUGGGCAUGAGAUGAGUCCAGACGAUGAUGCAGUGGUCACCCUGCUGUGUGAGUGGGCUGUUUCUUGUAAAAGGUCAGGGCCACAUAGAGCCAUGGUGGUGGCCAAACUCCUGGAGAAAAGGCAGACUGAGAUUGAAGCAGAGAGGUGCGGCGAGUCAGAAGUUGUAGAUGAGAAAGGCUCUGUGUCCUCAGGGUCUCUGUCUGCUGCCACACUCCCUGUCUUUCAGGAUGUCCUGCUGCAGUUUCUGGACACACAGGCCCCUGUGCUCACUGAGCCUGGGAACGAGAGUGAGCGAGUGGAGUUCUCUAACCUUGUGCUCCUGUUCUACGAGCUCAUCCGUCAUGAUGUCUUCUCACACAACAUCUACAUGUGCACCCUUAUAUCCCGUGGGGACCUGGCCUCCAACUCUCAUCUGCCCCGCCCUCGUUCCCCCAGCGAUGAGCCCUCUGAUGAGUCAGAGCGCAAGGACCAGGAUGCAGGAAGUAGUGUUAAAAUCGAGGAUACUGGUAUGUCCGAGUCGAUGGAGAUAGAUCACAACUCAAGCGCUAACUUUGAUGAGCAGAUGUUUUCUCCUCCAAUGCACUGUGAGUCGAAGGGAAGCCCUUCUCCAGAGAAACAAGCCCAAGAGCAGGAGAGCAAAAGCACUGCCAAGGAUAAGGGCAUGGACCCAGCCUUCCCUUUGGUUUAUGAACAGCCCCGCCACAUACAGUACGCCACCCACUUCCCCAUUCCUCAGGAGGAGAGUGCAAGUCAUGAGUGUAACCAGCGUCUAGUGGUUCUCUAUGGAGUCGGCAAGCAGCGAGAUGAAGCUCGCCACGCCAUCAAGAAGAUCACCAAAGACAUCCUGAAGGUUCUCAACCGCAAGAGUACAGCAGAGACAGGAGGUGAGGAAGGCCAGAAGAGGAAGAGGAGCAAACCUGAGGCCUUCCCCACUGCUGAAGAUAUUUUCUCUAAAUUCCAGCACCUCUCACACUUUGACCAGCACCAGGUCACCUCACAGGUGUCCAGGAAUGUUCUGGAGCAAAUCACCAGCUUUGCCUUAGGGAUGUCCUAUCACCUCCCACUGGUCCAACACAUCCAGUUCAUCUUUGACCUCAUGGAGUACUCUCUUAAUAUAAGUGGCCUCAUUGACUUUGCUAUACAGCUGCUGAAUGAAUUGAGUCUGGUGGAAGCAGAACUCCUGCUUAAGUCCUCCAACCUGGCGGGCAGUUACACUACAGGCCUCUGUUUGUGUAUCGUGGCUGUUCUGCGGAGAUACCACUCCUGCCUCAUCCUCAACCCUGACCAGACCGCACAGGUCUUUGACGGGUUGCGGAUUGUAGUCAAGUCUGGUGUGAAUCCUGCAGACUGUUCCUCAGCAGAACGCUGUAUCCUAGCCUAUCUCUACGACCUCUAUACCUCCUGCAGUCACCUAAAGAGCAAGUUUGGAGAGAUUUUCAGUGAGUUCUGCUCAAAGGUGAAGAAUUCCAUCUAUUAUAACAUCGACCCGUCAGACUCCAACAUGCUGUGGGAUCAGAUGUUUAUGAUCGAUGCCAUCACUAAUCCUACCGCACACAACCUCAACCACUCCAUGUUGGGAAAGAUCACCAAUGAACUCAAUGACAGCCCGGCUAACCGCUACAGCUUUGUGUGUAAUGUGCUCAUGGAUGUUUGCGUUGACCAUCGAGAUCCUGAGAGGGUGAAUGAUAUUGGUAUCCUGUGUGCGGAGCUGACAGCAUACUGUCGCUCUCUAAGUGCUGAGUGGUUGGGUGUGCUCAAGGCCCUCUGCUGCUCUUCUAACAACGGCAACUGUGGCUUCAACGAUCUGCUCUGCAAUGUUGACGUGAGCGAUCUAUCUUUCCACGACUCUCUAGCAACAUUCGUUGCCAUCUUAAUAGCUCGGCAGUGUUUGUUGCUGGAAGAUCUGGUGCGCUGUGUUGCCAUCCCAUCCCUCCUGAAUGCAGCCUGUAGUGAACAGGAUUCUGAACCUGGAGCCAGACUGACAUGUAGGAUCCUGCUUCAUCUGUUCAGAACCCCACAGCGCAACCCCUGUCCCCAGGAUGGCACUAAAUCAGACAAAUCCAUAGUGGGGAUCAGGUCGUCCUGCGACCGACAUCUGCUGGCUGCUUCACAGAACAGCAUCGUGGUGGGAGCCGUUUUUGCUGUAUUAAAAGCUGUGUUCAUGCUGGGAGAUGCUGAGCUGAAAGGCUCAGGCUUUUCCCAUCCUGCUGGUCUGGAUGAUAUUGGAGAGGAUGACAUGGGCUCUAAAAAAUCUGGAGGACGUAAUGUCUCUAUUGAAACAGCCAGUCUGGUGGUUUACGCCAAGUAUGUGCUGAAGAGCAUCUGCCACCAGGAAUGGGUUGGCGAGCGCUGUCUGAAGUCUCUGUCAGAAGACAGCAGUGCACUGCAGGAUCCAGUGCUGGUCAACAUCCAGGCUCAGCGCUUGCUGCAGCUCAUCUGUUACCCACACCGACAGCUGGACAGUGAAGAGGGUGACAAUCCACAGAGACAGCGCAUCAAACGCAUCCUGCAGAACAUGGACCAGUGGACCAUGAGACAGUCCUCUCUUGAGCUACAACUCAUGAUCAAGCAAAGCUCAAAUAAUGAGCUGUAUUCUCUUCUGGAGAACAUAGCCAAGGCCACUAUUGAGGUUUUCCAGAAGUCUGCAGAGAUGAACUCUAGUAACCCCUCCUGGAAUGGCUCUGCUGUCUCGGGUAGCUCAGUCUCCAAUAGCAACAGUGCCAGCAAACUCAAACCUGUGCUAAGUUCCUCUGAGCGUUCAGGUGUCUGGUUAGUUGCCCCUCUAAUUGGUAAGCUGCCCACCUCAGUGCAGGGGCACGUGCUCAAGGCUGCAGGCGAGGAGCUGGAGAAGGGACAGCAUCUGGGACCCUCUUCACGAAAAGAAAGAGAUCGACAGAAGCAAAAAAGCAUGUCUCUCCUGAGCCAGCAGCCCUUCCUGUCACUGGUUCUGACAUGUCUCAAAGGGCAAGACGAGCAGAGAGAGGGUCUCUUGACGUCCCUCUACAGCCAAGUCCAGCAGAUUGUGACUAACUGGCGAGAGGACCAGUACCAGGACGACUGCAAGGCUAAGCAGAUGAUGCACGAGGCCUUGAAGCUGCGACUCAAUCUGGUGGGUGGGAUGUUUGACACUGUACAGCGUAGCACUCAGCAGACAACAGAGUGGGCAGUGCUUCUGCUGGACAUCAUCAGCAGUGGCACAGUGGACAUGCAGUCUAACAAUGAGCUCUUCACUACGGUUUUAGACAUGCUGAGCGUGUUGAUUAACGGGACUCUGGCGGCUGACAUGUCCAGCAUAUCUCAGGGCAGCAUGGAGGAGAAUAAGAGAGCUUACAUGAACCUGGUCAAGAAGCUCAGGAAAGAACUUGGUGACCGACAAUCCGAGAGCUUGGAGAAAGUGCGUCAGUUGCUGCCUCUGCCCAAGCAGACGCGUGAUGUCAUCACCUGUGAGCCCCAGGGGUCACUCAUUGACACAAAGGGCAACAAAAUUGCUGGAUUUGAAAAAGAGGGUCUUCAGGUAUCAACUAAGCAGAAGAUUUCUCCAUGGGAUGUGUUUGAGGGACUAAAGCACUCUGCUCCGCUCUCCUGGGGCUGGUUCGGAACCAUACGGGUCGACCGCAAAGUCACUAAGUUUGAAGAGCAGCAGCGGCUCCUGCUUUACCACACACACAUCAAGCCCAAGCAACGCAGUUACUACCUGGCGCCCCUCAACCUGCCCCAAGAAGAAGAGGAACCACUCACUCCUGUGCCUCCCGAGCCAGACAAGAAGCUGGACACAGCGAAGGUGGAGAAAAGCGUCUCCAAUGUCCCGACUAAGAAAAAGAAAAAGAAACCUGCAUCGACGGUUAAACAAGAGGACUACAAGCCACACAACACAGUCAUGCAGUACGCUCCAGGCAUGACCCCUGAUCUCCCACUGAGCAUGGGACAAACAAACAUGUCAUAUCGAAUGGGCUACCAAGCUCCAAUGAACAUGUAUGCCCAGAACCAGCCUUUACCACCAGGAGGUCCUGGUUUGGAGCCACCUUUUCGUCCUAGGGUUCCUAUGAAUAAAAUGCCUCCACGUCCCAACUACACUAUGCCUAAUAUGCAGACCGCUGGCAUGGGCAACCUAAUGGGAAUGGAGAAGCAGUACCAGAUGAACUAUAAACCCAUGCCCAACAUGGCUCAGGGGCAGAUGCUCCGUCAUCAGCUACAGGUCAGACUGGGUCAUAAUCAUUUAAUUGGACAGCAGAUUAGACAAGUGACACCUAAUCCACAGUAUUCAUCAAUGCAGCCAGCACAGAAUAUACCCCAGGGCUACACCUCCUACGGCUCACACAUGGGGAUGCAGCCACACCCCUCUCAGACCCCUGGAAUGGUUCCCAAUUCAUAUGGAAACCAGGGCUUUCAGACAGGACAUCCUGCCACUAACCCAACUAUGGUGGACUCAAUAAGGCAGAUGCAGCAGAGACCUGGCUACGUCCAUCAGCAGGCUCCUGCGGCAUAUGGGCACACAAUCCAGAGCACACAAAGGUUUCCGCAUCAAUCCAUGCAGCAGACACCCAUGAUGCACGGCUUGGCUCAAAGUCACUUGGGAGUGCAGGGCAUCCACCCAAACAUGAGGCCCAAUCAGAUGAUGGAGCAGCAGCAGCAACAACAACAACAACAACAGCAACAGCAGCAACAACAACAACAACAACAGGUCCACCAGCAGCAGCAGCACAUCCGACAGGGUCCAGUUUUUAGACCACAGCAGCAACAGCAGGUUCAGCAGCAAGUGCAACAGCAGGUCCAGCAGCAGCAGGUCCAACAGCAGCAGGUCCAGCAACAGGUUCAGCCUCAGCAAGUUCAACAGCAGCAGGUUCAGCAGCAGCAGCAGCAGGUGUCUGCAGCUCAGCCUCCCGCUCAGGCCCUGGGCAUGCAGGCUCUGCCCCCGCAACAGCCCAUGUUCCAGCGGCAAGGCAUGCAGCAAACCCAGCAGCAGCAGCAGACCGCAGCACUGGUCAGGCAACUCCAGCAGCAGCUCUCCAGUACUCAACCUGCACAGAACAACAGCUCCUAUUACUGAGUGUUUGAAUGCAUUUCAUCAAUGGUAAAGAAUAGUUUUGUUUUGUUUUUGUCAGUGUAGCAGAAAAUCUGCUCAUGUGGACCUUUCUGAGAGAAGAGGAACUCUGCGCCCUGUAACUGAAGUAGAGUCAAACUAUGUUUUUCAGACAUGUCUCUGAAAAUCAUACUGGCGUUGUUCUGUGAAACACUGAGGUGAACAAUGGAAGAGUUUAUGUAAAAAGAAGUACAGGAAAUUAUAAGAAUAUUGCAACUUUUUUAUUUUAUUUCAAUUUGUACAAUUUUUCAGUUUGGUGUAUUUCUCAUUAAAAAAAAUCAUGUCAAGUU
This is a messenger RNA of Danio rerio (zebrafish), 6957 nucleotides long. NCBI's taxonomy places the organism in Eukaryota, Metazoa, Chordata, Actinopteri, Cypriniformes, Danionidae. The record is from RefSeq and is a predicted model, not a curated record.